Molecule: messenger RNA, 5927 nt
Organism: Rhagoletis pomonella (apple maggot)
Lineage: Eukaryota; Metazoa; Arthropoda; Insecta; Diptera; Tephritidae
Gene: Cc2d2a
Product: coiled-coil and C2 domain-containing protein 2A
Exons: 8
Coding region: 783-5129 (1448 amino acids)
Biological process (GO): protein localization to ciliary transition zone; non-motile cilium assembly
Cellular component (GO): ciliary transition zone
Source: RefSeq, a predicted model, not a curated record
CUUUUCCACAAUUAGUUUUUCAUUAAAAACGGCCCCAGCUCAAUAAAAAUUGUUGAAUAUAAUCAUAAACUAUAACCAGUCGUUCCAACGCUGAAUUCGUGAAUGUCUUAACCGGAGUGUAACUGCUAUCUGCAUUAGCGGAAUAGCUUAGAACUCUUACAUCCGAUUUUUCAGGUAAUCAGUGCUUUUCAGCGUGUAUCUCAGUAAAGCGCUGAACAGCUAAAAUUACUUGCUUUGGAGUUUUACUCUUAGUAUAGCUGAGUCUGUUGGGGAAAUACACACUUCAGCAGCCAGCAGCCACGAAAAAAUCGGCCUUAAAUGGAUUCUGUGAUAGCCUUGAUUAAUACAAUAACAACAUCAGAGUCCAGGCUGCCUGAUGGGCAAUUUUUUAAGGUAUUGUUUAUCGGCCUCCAGUAGGGGCAAGGCACGUUACCUUGAAAAGUCCCAACUGUGAUUUGGCUCGAAAUCAAAAGACGCUAACAGCCAUUUCGAAAAGUAAUUUUUGCAUUAACUUCAGCAGCAUAUAAAACAACAGGAAAGGAACUUCUAUGGUUUCAUGGAUGAACUAACAUAAAAAUAAACUUCAUAAACACUACUUUAAUCAACAAUAAAAAUAUACCACAUUCAUCCCAUACGAACAAUUGUGCUUUUCACACGAUGUUGCCUUGGAAACCCACUAAAACGGGCAAACACUCCACUCUACACAACAAAUGCAAAUCUUCCAUUGUGAAAGUUUCCACGUUGACUAAAUAAAUUGAAAUUAAUUUUAAAAAAAUCGAAUAAUGAGCGGUCGUCAAGCUCAGCGCCGAAAGAAGCAAGCGAAGGGCAAACGGCUAAAGAACCAAACGCAAACCAGUCGCACAAAGUCCAAGCGUCGCAAAUCGCGACCCAGCCGCGAGUACCAGGACAACGAGCGUGAGGUGCAACUGCUGCUGGAAAACACAAGUCUUUCAAUCGACAGCAGCCCGCAAUCCCGUCACGCAGAUGAGCUAGUACGUAGUUUGGACUUCUUUUGCCGCAACAAUGAGGAGGAGUUGAUACAAACAGCGAGCUCUGCAACGCGUAAGUUGAAAUUGAAACGAGAGCACAUCCAGCGGCAAAGGGAUAGUUAUGAAGGAAGUAUUGAUGAAAAUGCUGAGGAGGCGGAAGAGGACGCAUCGCAGGAUGACCUAACAAGCGCCGAUACGCAGGACGAUGAUGCCUCCAGCGGCAGCGAGCACACCGCCUCAGCUGCAUCUACGCAACAACGUGAACACACCGCUUCUACAUAUAUACAAGUGGAUGAAGAUGUGCUAGUACGACUGCGUGCGGCUGACAAAUUUAUGCAAGACCCUACGUUGCUUUUCAAACCUGGCACCACUCUCAUGCCGGAUAUCGCCUUGGCUGCACGUACCGCUGAAGAUGCUGGUAAGCUAAAGUCAUUGCGCGCCAACACAUGUCGCAUGCUCAACCGUUAUCAAGCAGAGCGGCGCGCAAGAGAUGAGCCGGUGUGCAAAGAGUUAGUGGAACAGCUCAAGCGCGUACAAUCGGGCGCGUCGCUUUAUAUGAAAGACCGAACGCUCUAUCGCAGCUUUUGCACCCACAAAUUUCAUACGAUCUUCUGCGAACCAACGCGACAACCGGACGAGAUACCCACACGCAAAUUCGUGCGCAUAUACUUGAAGGAGCUGCUCUUCACCGCGCAUCCACAUUUGCUGGAAGAACACCGUAUCUCAAAUGAGCUGGAGGAGCUUUACGAGCAGUAUGCGCAUCGCCAGCAGGAGCGUGUUUGUGAGAAACUGCGCGCACAGCUGCAAACGGAGCGCCGUGUAGUAAAUGAGCUGCUGCAGCGCGAGUCGAACAGCAGCGCUGAGCUAGAGUUGGCGAGCACAAAAGAGCGGCGUGCGCGCAAACUCGAGCAGCAGCUGCACGGUGUGCGUGCGCUACGCAAUACGCUCUAUGAGGAAGAGGCGCGUUCCAAGCGGCUACUAAAAGAUAUACUCGACAUUUGGGUGCGGUUGAAGCAGCUACGGAAAACGCAGGCGUAUCAGAGCACGCGCUUCAAGCUGCGCAUCAGAGUGGAGGAAGAUGCAACCAAUGCGGCGGCGGAAAGUCAUCGCUGGGCGGAACGUUUCGAAACGGAUUUGAAUGAGAUUUAUCGCGAAGAGUUGGAGAUUUACUAUCGCGCCAAGCGACUGUGGAAGUCGCGCGAUCGCAAGGCGGACUUGGCAGAGCUUCCGGUGAAGCCGCGCAAACCGGACAUCACGCAGCUAUCCACGGAACUGCGCGCCAAGCUGGCCGAGUGCUUGUGCGCGCCGGGCGAACCCAAGAUCCAUGUGCAACUACAUCGCGUCUGCAAUGAGGAGUUCUACAAUCUGCCUGGGCUGCGGCGUCUAAAAAGUUUCUUUAUGAAAAUAUAUUUCGAUGGCGAGUUUGUUAGCGCAACGCGCAGCUAUCGCAUCGAACCCGAUUUACGGCUACCAAUGAACGAGGUGUUUGGCGUGUUUCUGGAGCGUCGUAUGCCAAGAGACAUACGCGUAGCGCUCUACGAAAAGUUCCGGCUGCAUGCGGCGCGCAAAGUUGUUGACAUCCAAGUGCCAGUACCGCACGCGCUGCAGACUGCUGACACGGAGGAGCAACGCGUCACAUUUGAUACGCAAAAGCUGCCUAAGGUUAGCGGUCGCCUCACUAUACGUUUCCAAUGCGAGGAGCAGACGGAUUUCGGUGCUCGCUGGCAUGUGCCAAGCAUUACAACUGCCGCCGCGUCGCUAACAAGCUCACCUUCAAAUCGAGCGCGUGCACGAAAAUGGCAAGCGGAACACUUGCUUGCGGAGUUUGACGAAAAUGUUUCACAUGUCGAUGAAGACGAGACGACAACUGAAGCAGCAGAGCCCACAGAAAGGUCACUAACCGAGCCAAUUCGCACCUGCACGUUUGAAGAGGAACUCCUACAAUUCUGCGCCGUUGAAGAGUUAGAAAACAAUCGGCGCUACAAGCUGCUACGUUCGCGUUAUUUGAAAAAUGAUGCACGCACGCGUGACCUGCGCUUCAUAGCACCGCUCGACAAUGAGCUCGAAUUCGAUUGGCCCGACAAGGAGGAAGCGGUCAUUGAAGCAGGCGAUUGGAUGGAUGCGAUCGACUUGCACAAGCAUGAGGGCAAGAAAUAUCUGAAGGAACUUUAUGAAGCGAUACGUAGCCAGUGCGCACGUUUGAGCACAGCAGCUGCGAGUGUGGAACAACUACUGAUCGGAGAUGUGCCGGCCAGUUGGAGCACAUUCUUCCAAGCUUUAAGUUUAAUUUUCAACCCGAAACGUACACUAAGAGCGCCACUGAGCCAACAACCGGUCGUAACGCAUGCGCUAUCAUUGGAUAUGAAUGCUUGCCAAAACUUCAGGAUCGUUUUGAAUGUUGUGCGCGCCACUGGGAUACCGGUGCGCAUGCCGAGCUCAGCGGAUAGCGAGAGUAAAGAGCGCAGUAACGAAAGCCCAAAUAUGUUCGUGAGUCAACUUUAUAAAUACUCCAACGUCCGACCUUUCAUCGCUUUGAGUUACAAGGACAAGUUUUGUCGCUCGCUAACUGUCGAGGGCUCGAAUCCGACAUGGAAUGAACAGCUUAUUUUAGAGUUAAGCGGUAGCUUAGCUGAUCUGCGCGAAGAUCUCAAGAUUUCACUUUUUGACGAAGUGGUUGAGAACCACGUUAACGAGGAUCUUAGCGUGCGCAAUAUGGAUAUUUAUCAGCGCAUACAAACCAAUUGGUUGGGUGAAUAUCGUUUUCCGAUCCACGCAUUGCUGUCGCAGCAAAAGGUUUGCAGAAUGUCUCACACGCAGUUCGAUUCCCAACUCGCUGCCAUUUAUUUUAUUUUUCUCGGUUUCCAGCUUGAGGGUGUGCUCGAACUCAAUACCCCCAAAGUGCUGCUCGGCUACAAACAACCCACGUUGGAACACAUCACUUCGCAAGCUGACGUCAAUAUAACUAUCGAGCAAUUCCCCGAAAUCAAAGAAACCGUACGCCUCUGGUACUACAUGAGCAUUGAGCCGCAUAUAACGCUGCCGCGUCUAAAUACCGCUUGCCUGGAAUGCGCCGAACUGAAAGAGGUGCGUCGUCAGCUGCAACAAUGGUGUCUACAAGUGCAGGAGCUGCGUCCACAACGUUACAUCGAACCGCUGGUUUGCACAGCCGAGGGUAAGCGUGUAUGCCUGACGCGUCUCCUAGAGCCAGUACCACUGCCGUUGGAGACGAGCGAACAUCAAUUGGAGCUGGUCUGCCGUUUUGUCGCGCAGCUGAAUGUAUUGAAGGGGUUUGAUCCUUGCGCAUCCUUCGAGGGUAUUUGGCUAAACAAUCAGUGUGUACUGGAUACCAAUUGGGGUACGGUGAAGGAUUUGGGUGUGCUGCUGUGUAAUUUCCUGCUCAGCAUUGGUUUGAGUUGCUGGUUGGUGCUUGGCUUUGCGGCAGCAUAUGGCGAAUGUGCUUUUGUUUUGUUUAGAAGUGAGGAGGGUGAGCUGCUGCUGAUCGAUCCGUACACUGCCAAGCGUUAUGGCACACGUGAUGUCUUUUGUCCGCUUUAUAAGAUAUGCCUUGUGGUGGCGCAGGACAAUUUAUAUUGCAACAUACAGGCUGAAUCACGCGUGACAAUGACAAAUUAUAAUUUCAACGAUGCAUCCUUUUGGCUGCCAGCCUUCAGUAAACGCAACCCUGCUCCUUUAGGUGGCGUACAAAAGUUGAACUAUAGCUAUCAGCUUAGCUGCAAUACUUUUGAAUUGAAGCGCAAUAUUGAGCGCAAAGUAAUGAAGAAAAUAAAUUCGUGGCGCGCAAUGCGUAAGACCAUUUGGAAUCGCGCUUUUCAGCCACGUCUUCAAAGCAUUCUUCAGAACUUGGAGCAGUUUUGUACUUCCGGUAAUGGUUCAUACGCGGAGGCCAAAUAUGCAGAUCAAAUAGCAGCCGAGUUCCCUAAUUAUAAGAUCUACGGUUAUGCGCUCAACUUUCCCUACACAAAUUUAACAUCAAUUUCGGAGCGUAUCAAGUCCACUGGCAUACAUUUGAAUACAGAUAAACGUGUCGAAUUUUGUUUGGCAACACACAUCCACAUUUAUCCCAAUGAUGUGCUCUCAGUGUGGAUAUUUCUCAUAUCGGUAAUACCAAAUCGGUUUUAAUAGAAAUAAGAACAAUAUUUUGCGUGUCAAUAUAUGAAAGAUUUGCAGAGAGCUGACUGCAGGUAAGUCAAAUUUUAUGCAUAAACUAAAUGUUUUGAGGUGGGACUAAUAACGUGGGACUACAAAAAAAAAUCGAUUAAAGUUUAUUUUGACUAGGCCACCUCUUUUGUAUCCAUAUUUUUGGGCUCACUGAAGACGAGUUUGAAGUCCGGUUUGGUCCAUCGCGUCAAGAUUUUUUUCUAACCUCAAAAGUCCCAGCGGAAUCCAGGGGUUUUUAGAGUCGCUGAUCACGAAUGUGAAGUCAGUUUUUUUAAAACCAAUAUGAAGGAGCUUAUGUGGCAACCGAAAUUAAAAAAAUUCGAAUUUAUAUAAAACUUGGUAUCCGGGGGAUUUCGAGGUCGGUGAUUACGAACUUAAAGUUCGAUUUUCAAAAUUGCAAAUUGCGGCUCCAAUAUGGUGGUCGAAAUUUUUACAAAUCAUUAAAUUUAUAAAAAACUUUGUAUAUAGAGGGUAAAAUAAAAAAUAUAAAAAGUGGUACGUACAUAUAGGUUUUUGAGGUUGUUGAUUACGAAUCUCAAGCCAGAUUUCUGAAAUCGAAAUCCAAAAGGUGUUUUAAAAGAUGACCACUGACUUUAAAUUUCGAAAAAUUUCUUAUGUUAUUCGAUUACUUUCAAAUUCAAUAUGUAUAUUUUUUUUAAUUCGAUCCGUCAUUUUAGAGUUUGAAAGUUUUACUUCAUAUUCGUAAUAAGCGACCCUAAAAACUCCUGACUGCCAAGAUUAAAUAAAUUCAUGAAUAGU